Protopolystoma xenopodis is the source of this 600-nucleotide messenger RNA. Lineage: Eukaryota; Metazoa; Platyhelminthes; Monogenea; Polystomatidea; Polystomatidae. The record is from the annotation of a GenBank genome assembly.
AUGUUCUUAUCUUGCAAAUAUUUUUAUCUUCAUCGACCUUCGCUCAUCCUGAAGUUUCUCGAGGGAAGUCAAAUGGCUCAACUUUCCCUCUAUCUUGAAGCAUUGAUUCAAUCCGAUCUUGCUAACGCUGAUCAUUUCACACUUCUGCUCAUUUGUUAUACAAGAUUGUCCGAUGAGAAGCGAAUUGACGCAUUUAUAGAGUCAGCCGCUGCCCGUCUCCCCGCGACCGAUGUCCGUUCUACUGCGCUUUCUUGCCCCACAGAAACCUCGGACGUAUCGGCUAAUGUUCAUGUCUCAGAUUCGGCCCCUACAAAACUGAAUCUCGAUGUAUCCUCUCUUUUACGUGUGCUUCGCCGAGCCGGAUAUCCUAAACACGCACUUCAAUUGGCUACUCAGGCUGCUCGAUCUAUCGACUGUGUAAGAAUACUCGUCGAGGAUCUGGAUGAUGGUGCUGGUCUUCUGGCCUGCAUAGAUCGGUUACCCUUUAAUGAGGUAAAACACGAAAAAGGCACAAGCAUCUUCAAUCUGAUUAAGCAUCUUUAUUUUGCAUUGCUAGUAGACACCGAGUGUAAAACUCAAAACACUUUUUUUCUGUAUUGA